Empidonax traillii (willow flycatcher) is the source of this 4333-nucleotide messenger RNA. RefSeq names its product UPF1, RNA helicase and ATPase (gene UPF1). Bases 1 to 3192 code for a protein of 1063 amino acids. The transcript is spliced from 26 exons. Gene Ontology annotation, cellular component: cytoplasm. The record is from RefSeq and is a predicted model, not a curated record. Gene Ontology annotation, molecular function: hydrolase activity; DNA binding; RNA binding. Gene Ontology annotation, biological process: nuclear-transcribed mRNA catabolic process, nonsense-mediated decay. Lineage: Eukaryota; Metazoa; Chordata; Aves; Passeriformes; Tyrannidae.
AUGUCCUGUGGACCCACGGAAUCACCGGCGGGGCAGGGCCCGCAGGGGCCGGUGGAAGCCCAGGUGAAUGGGCCUGAUGGGAUCCUGCAGAACGGAGCUGUGGAUGAGAACGUGGCCAAGACCAGCCAGCUCCUGGCAGAGCUCAACUUCGAGGAGGAUGAGGAAGACACCUACUACACCAAGGACCUCCCUGUGCACGCCUGCAGUUACUGUGGGAUCCACGACCCUGCCUGCGUGGUUUACUGCAACACCAGCAAGAAGUGGUUCUGUAACGGGCGUGGCAACACAUCGGGCAGCCACAUUGUGAACCACCUGGUGAGAGCCAAGUGCAAAGAGGUGACUCUGCACAAGGAUGGGCCCCUGGGGGAGACCGUCCUGGAGUGCUACAACUGCGGAUGCCGCAACGUCUUCCUGCUCGGCUUCAUCCCAGCCAAGGCAGACUCCGUGGUGGUUCUGCUGUGCAGGCAGCCGUGUGCCAGCCAGAGCAGCCUGAAGGACAUCAACUGGGACAGCUCCCAGUGGCAGCCCCUCAUCCAGGACCGCUGCUUCCUGUCGUGGCUGGUGAAGAUCCCGUCGGAGCAGGAGCAGCUCAGGGCCCGGCAGAUCACGGCCCAGCAGAUCAACAAGCUGGAGGAGCUCUGGAAGGAAAAUCCAUCUGCCACCCUGGAGGACCUGGAAAAGCCUGGUGUCGAUGAGGAACCGCAGCAUGUCCUGCUUAGAUACGAAGAUGCUUAUCAAUACCAAAAUAUAUUUGGUCCUCUGGUCAAGCUUGAGGCAGAUUAUGACAAGAAACUCAAGGAGUCUCAGACCCAAGAUAACAUCACAGUCAGAUGGGACCUGGGCUUGAACAAGAAGAGAAUUGCUUACUUCACUUUGCCAAAGACUGACUCAGACAUGAGGCUCAUGCAAGGAGAUGAGAUCUGCCUGAGGUACAAAGGAGACCUGGCCCCGCUGUGGAAAGGAAUUGGUCAUGUUAUCAAAGUUCCUGAUAAUUAUGGUGAUGAGAUUGCCAUCGAGCUGAGGAGCAGCGUGGGAGCCCCUGUGGAAGUUACUCACAACUUCCAAGUGGAUUUUGUGUGGAAAUCUACUUCCUUUGACAGAAUGCAGAGUGCCCUCAAAACGUUCGCUGUGGACGAGACCUCGGUGUCUGGGUACAUCUACCACAAGCUGCUGGGCCACGAGGUGGAGGAUGUGAUUAUUAAAUGCCAGUUGCCAAAGCGCUUCACAGCACAAGGACUUCCUGAUCUCAACCACUCUCAGGUUUAUGCCGUGAAAACAGUCCUGCAGCGUCCUCUGAGCCUUAUUCAGGGUCCCCCUGGCACUGGGAAAACAGUGACAUCAGCCACCAUCGUGUAUCAUCUGGCCAGACAGGGCAAUGGGCCUGUGCUGGUGUGUGCUCCCAGCAACAUCGCCGUGGACCAGCUCACCGAGAAGAUCCACCAGACCGGGCUCAAGGUGGUUCGUCUGUGUGCCAAGAGCCGUGAGGCAAUCGACUCCCCCGUGUCCUUCCUGGCACUGCACAACCAGAUCAGGAACAUGGACAGCAUGCCAGAGCUUCAGAAACUGCAGCAGCUCAAAGAUGAAACUGGAGAGCUCUCAUCUGCUGAUGAGAAACGUUACCGGGCGCUGAAGCGAACCGCGGAGCGGGAGCUGCUCAUGAACGCCGAUGUGAUCUGCUGCACCUGCGUGGGCGCCGGGGAUCCCAGGCUGGCCAAGAUGCAGUUCCGCUCCAUCCUGAUCGAUGAGAGCACCCAGGCCACCGAGCCCGAGUGCAUGGUGCCCGUUGUGCUGGGAGCAAAGCAGCUUAUCCUGGUGGGUGACCACUGCCAGCUGGGGCCUGUGGUGAUGUGCAAGAAGGCUGCCAAGGCUGGGCUGUCCCAGUCCCUGUUUGAGAGGCUGGUGGUGCUGGGGAUCCGGCCCAUCCGGCUGCAGGUGCAGUACCGGAUGCAUCCCGCCCUCAGCGCCUUCCCUUCCAACAUCUUCUACGAGGGCUCUCUCCAGAACGGGGUCACUGCAGCCGACCGUGUGAAGAAAGGCUUCGAUUUCCAGUGGCCACAGCCUGACAAGCCCAUGUUCUUCUACGUCACCCAGGGCCAGGAGGAGAUUGCCAGCUCGGGCACCUCUUACCUGAACAGGACCGAAGCUGCCAACGUGGAGAAAAUCACCACGAAGCUGCUGAAGGCUGGGGCCAAACCAGACCAGAUUGGCAUCAUCACUCCUUACGAGGGGCAGCGCUCCUACCUGGUGCAGUACAUGCAGUUCAGUGGCUCCCUGCACACAAAGCUCUACCAGGAAGUGGAAAUUGCGAGUGUGGAUGCCUUCCAGGGCCGGGAGAAGGACUUCAUUAUCCUUUCCUGUGUGAGGGCCAACGAGCACCAGGGAAUUGGGUUCCUCAAUGACCCCAGGAGGCUCAACGUGGCCCUUACCAGAGCCAGGUAUGGAGUAAUCAUUGUUGGGAACCCCAAAGCCCUGUCCAAGCAGCCACUCUGGAAUCACCUCCUGAAUUACUACAAGGAGCAGAAGGUGCUGGUGGAGGGACCACUGAACAACCUCCGGGAGAGCCUCAUGCAGUUCAGCAAACCCCGGAAACUCGUCAACACCAUCAACCCCGGUGCCCGUUUCAUGACCACUGCCAUGUAUGAUGCACGUGAGGCCAUUAUUCCAGGAUCUGUGUAUGACAGGAGCAGUCAAGGGCGCCCAUCCAACAUGUACUUCCAAACCCACGACCAGAUCGGGAUGAUCAGCGCUGGCCCCAGCCACGUCACCGCCAUGAACAUUCCCAUCCCCUUCAACCUGGUGAUGCCCCCGAUGCCGCCCCCGGGCUACUUCGGCCAGGCCAACGGCCCCGCUGCAGGGCGCGGGGCUCCCAAAGGAAAGACGGGGCGCGGCGGGCGCCAGAAAAACCGCUUUGGGAUCCCUGGGACGAGCCAGUCCAACCUUCCCAACAGUCAAGCCAGCCAAGACGUGGUGUCCCAGCCUUUCUCCCAGGGCCCCCUGACUCAGGGCUAUAUCUCCAUGAGUCAGCCUUCACAGAUGAGUCAGCCUGGGCUCUCCCAACCGGAGUUAUCACAGGACAGUUACCUUGGUGAUGAGUUUAAAUCCCAGAUUGACGUGGCGCUGUCACAGGACUCAACUUACCAGGGUGAACGUGCAUAUCAACAUGGUGGAGUGACGGGACUGUCACAGUAUUAGAGUGUUGAGGAAGAAGAGCUAAGCUUGCGUGGAGCUUAGUUCAUCAGCAUUUUAUUCUGGGUAAUAAAAAAAAUAAAAUAAAAUGGAUACCUGUUUUCCACUGCUAAAACUGAAGCACCACUGUGUGAGAGCAACAGGAGAAAGAAACCAACCAACGGAGAGGAGAGAGAGAGAGAGAGAAAGGAGCGCGCGAGAGAGCCCACUGCUAGAGCUCACUGAGACAAGGAGACCGACCGAGAGGAGAGAGAGCCCUGACGGACCUGCUGGCGCCUCGCUGGGAAGGAACUCACCCCAAAAUGAGUGGUCAGCUGAGUCCCUGCUCCCCCAGUCACCCACGCUCGAGAGAAGGGCCUUAAAAAAGCAGGUUUCACUUCAUUCCAUCCUUCUCUUGGCGAGCAGGGCAUUACUUUUCAGAGCAGAAAGAGGGGGGAGAGGAAAACCCUCAUCUCAGAGUUGUUGUUCUCGUUUCUAAGGGGUACUAUAUUUUAGCAGUGACUGUUUACAUUUUAGAAGCAGAGUAUCUGAGAGAGAGAGAGAGAGAUGCAGAGAGGGAGAGGGAGGGAGAGUCCCUGACUCGGUGACAGCAAGCCAAGCAGAAAUCCAGCGGGAUCCAGCUGAUGCUCAACUCUGAGAUGCAGGUUUUGUUGUCCAACACUGGCUCUGAAAUCUUAGUGUCAUCGUGUCGCCCACAUUCUGAACGGGUCUUUCGUGACGAGGUGGUUUUUAAAGAGAUCCUUUUCAAAAGGAGCGCUGAGUUGUUUAUUUUUUGUUUUGUUUCGUUUUUUUUUUUUUCUUUUUUUUUUAAAAAAAAGAGGUUUGUCUCUGAAUUCUUAGUGGUGGACCUGGGAGAUCCUUGUUCUGAGAAGCUUAUAAAAACAAAACCAACCAAACAAAAAAAUCCAAAAAAAAAACCAACCAAAAAAAAAAAAAUAUACGUUUCAAACAAAACUAAAUUAGAGCACCAAACCUUGAGAACUUUUUUUUUUUUUCAGUGUGAUUUAAAAGUUGCAGCAAUCAGCCUCUUCUUCCUACAUUGGCUAGCAGUUACGAGUGAGAGGAGCCUGCGCGCUCGGGCAGGAGGAGGGUUUCGAGGUGUUUUCUCUAUGCUUCAAUUGGCUACUGUCUGGACUCUACUCUGUGA